Messenger RNA from Coregonus sp. 'balchen', 37532 nucleotides. Lineage: Eukaryota; Metazoa; Chordata; Actinopteri; Salmoniformes; Salmonidae. The record is from the annotation of a GenBank genome assembly.
GGACCGUGUGGUGAGCUACUCUCUUGGCCGCAGGCUGCCGACGGAUCAUGUUAGUGGACAGCUGCAGUUCAGAUUUGAGAUAAUGUCCUCAAUUCACCCAGGUCACGAACACUUCCUUCUUUGAACCCUUACCUUCUCUUACAUCAGUACCAAGAUCACAUUUAGUCCGUUUUCACUCAAUGAUCAAAUUGAAAUACCACGAUAAGAUCCAGUCAUGUUUUAUGUCCCACAUGAUAUAGUCAAAAACACUGAUCACAGUGGAGAUGAAUGUAAACAAUAUUGCUGUUGAUUAAUUCCAUGUACUGUUAUUGUCCUGAUUGAAAGUCCAAUACAUUUUUUAAAAAUCCCUGUACUAUGCCAAUGCCACAAUUCAAAUAAUUACACAUAAAAGGAAAUCCACAGUGUGGUUUCUCUUUGUCUGCAAUUGAUUGCAUUGGGUCCCCAAGUCACCAUUCUAAGACAGUAAGGUGACAAUUGUUCUCUCUCUCAUUUCAGAUGAUGAGGACAUCUCCCUCGUCAUGGAGUGCCCAGUGGUCCCUGACCCUGACCAGUUGGAGGUGGACCAGGAGGACCCAGUCGCCUCAGCAGAGAUCCCCGCCGACGACACAUUGAGCAUGGGGCCCGACACACCCGAGCUCCCACUGGAUGGAGCCCCAGACUCGGAGGACCCGGAGCCCUCCACCACUCUCGCUUACGUCUCCCUCACAGAGGAGGCCUAUCCUGGGGACGAGGUCAUUGAGGAGGAGUGUGUGGAGGAGCAGGUCACCCUGGUUGAGAUGGACGAGAGCACAGUUAGGGAUGUGCAGGUAUCUUCUUCAGAGCCACAGACUGGGAUAGAAGAGCAGGUUUCAGCUGAACAAGUGGUGGAGGAGGAGAUAGAGGAGGAGGAGGAGACUGGAGCCCAGGAGGCUCAUGCCCUGUCUGAGGAGGUGGAGGAGGGGGAGGCCCAAGUGCAGCCUAACCCUGAGGGUGUGGAGAUGGAGUUGGACAGUGAGGAACCUACCACUGCUGUGGAGGAGCCGUUGGAAGGAGCCACGGGGCCUGUGCCGGCUGAGGAGGAAGUGGAGGUAGUGGAGGAGGAGGGCGAGCAGCUGGUGGUGGAAGCCGAACCGAGGAGGGUUGACUGUUGCUGCCCGGCCCGCGCCUCCCCUCCGAUGCGGAGCGCCCUGCGGCGCAAGAACAGGCCCUGCUCGCUGCCCGUCUCUGAGCUGGAGACGGUGAUCGCCUCGUCGUGUGGCGACCCCGAGACGCCGCGCACCCACUACAUCCGCAUCCACCACCUCCUCCACAGCCUGCCUUCAGCACGCCAACGGCAGGGCAGCGGGGAGGAGGAGGAAGAGGAGGGAGGGUCUUCUACUGAGGAGCCUACCAUCAAACCCACCUCCAAGGACGGGGAGGAGGGGGAAGGGGAGGAGGAGGAAGGGGAGGAGGAGGAGGGAGACGUGUCCCAAUCCCUGGCGUCCCCCUCCCAGGUGCGUGAGUGCACAGCCCCCUGCUGUCGUAGUAGGACCCUCCCCCGCAGUCUGUCCAUUGAGCGCCUGUCAGAACUCAACCAGCUUCUGGAUGGAGGGGAGAGGGGAGGGAGGACGCUGCACCCACGCCUGGAGAACGAAGAGGCGGAAGGGGGCGGAGGCGGCCGGGGAGUGAGGGGGAGCGAGUGCGAGUUGUGCGACAACUCGUGCUACAGCACGUCUUGUUACAGCACCAGUUGUUACAGCACCUCCUGCUACAGUAACUCUGGCUACGAGGGGCGCAACCGCGUCUGCAGCCACACACGGCUGUCGUCGGUGGACAGCACACGCCUCUCAGAGAGCACCGUCUUCUCCUCACAGGACGAAGAGGAGGAAGAGGAGGAGAACAGCGCCUUUGAGUCGGUGCCUGACUCCAUCCAGAGCCCCGAGACCAGGGAGCCUGGCGGCGAUGGGACGACAGCAGAAUGGAGGGAGGAGACAGAGGAGGGGACGAGAGGGGGGAGCGGGGAGUCACCGGUGGCCGGGCCUAGCGAUAGGACAGCAGGAGGUGAGAUGCUCUUUCUAGUCACGUACUAACUGAUACACCUGGUAAAUGUGUGUUUACCCUGUUCAGACCCUAAGACCAGGUCAACCUUAGCAAAUGUGAUAAAAACAUACCCAGAAUAACAAAUGAAAACACAACCCCCAUUUCUAUUUUUGCAAGACUACUCUACUCUCCUACCUUGUGAUGGUUACACUGUACAACAACUGCACAGCAUUGCAGCCCACCACAAUAAUUAUAACUUACUAUACACAGAACCUUAUCUUUAGAAACAAGGCCUCCUCCUCACCACUAUUGAUAGAGAGAGUACAGGAGAGCUCUGUUAUUGUGACUGAAUCCAUAGUCUCCGCUGUGACAGGCCUGGUUGCCCGUUAGUGUGUUGCACAGGGAGCCCUGUUAUUUCUCCCCCCACAUUCAGGUGCGUUAGCACUGUCAGUGUCGCUCUAAUUAUCUUCCCCCCCAACCCCCACUGCCGACCUCAUUUCCAGUUUCACAAACGUGAAACGAGUGAAUGCCAACCGAACCAUCACCCAUGAUUGUGCUAAUCAUUGUUUGUCCUUUAAAAGAGCAGUGCACCGUGGUUCGAGAUAGGAGGCUAUGGGAAGCACAGACCCCCGCAGUUGUGCGUUUACCCCCAGUUUGCUCCUUUCACAAUAGUGUUUGUGUCUGUUGCGAUGACCAUUGUGUGUGUCUUCCCCACACACACACAUCACACACACACACAUCGACAUACUGUACAUACACAUCAACACACACAUCAGGCCUCCUGGACAGGGGUCAAAGGUGAUGGUGGCCUUAGAGGAGAGGGGUCAGCAUGGGGUGGUUAGGUCACACAAAGAAUGUGGUCAAACUCAUGGUAGCACAGCAUUUUUAGGUUCCUGGCUGCCUGCCUGCCCAGACAUAUGGUACCAGGCUUUUGUUUUUGGUCAUAAGCUGCUUUGCUACUGCCAUGUUGUUUUGUUAUCUAUGUUCUUUGUUUCUAUGUUUGUUUUUUAUUUGGCUUUGACUGAAAUGGUGCUUCAGCUACUGUUUCAGUUAUUAGUUCAGUUACUGGUUAAGUUACUGGUUCAGUUAUUAGUUCAGUUACUGGUUAAGUUACUGGUUCAGUUAUUAGUUCAGUUACUGGUUAAGUUACUGGUUCAGUUAUUAGUUCAGUUACUGGUAAAGUUACUGGUUCAGUUACUGGUUCAGUUACUGGUUCAGUUACUGGGUGAAAACACUGCUACACAAAGUGGAUGCCCAACCAUUUGAGGCUGGGUUGUGUUGAAGUAAGGACAAAAUGAGAUAAUAGUGAGAUAAUUAGGACAAAGGAAGUGAUUGCAUAUGAAUUUGAAACAGUUCUGUUCAAACAAGUUCACAAUUAAGCUUCAUAUACAUUGUUCACGAUGACAUUGCUGAUGCUGAGCAACAUACCUACGUCUGUUGGCUGUUUUUAGGGUAUAUGCUGAAAAUGCAUGGUUUUCUUUCAACUUGAACUCCUGUGUUCUCCAAAGCUACACAAGUGUUCCGUUUUUUACAUGUUGACUCUCAUUAGACACGAUAGGCAAUGUAGAUCACGAAUCAGAGCAAAAAAAUUAAGGCCCCAUUUUAUGCCUCGAUCAGGGCACGGCAAGACUCCUGCCUGCACUUUAUAUAUUUUCUCCUUUCAUCCCCCAUGUCUUUCUUCCUUAAUUAGAAUUGCUAAUGAAAAAAUGUCAGAACUUCUGUCACCUAGGUAACUGACUAUUGUUAUCAUUGUUAGAGCAAAUGGGUCAUGUUGGGGGGGAGCAUGUGGCGGUUUUAUAUCUGUAAUUUGUCUUGACAGUUGUUUGACGUUUUCUCUGUUCUCCCUCUAUCUGUUGGAAGGGCAGAGAGAGCUGAGGGCUGACAGUACCUCUUUAUGGACGGAGAUACUAUACGGUGGGAGAUAAAUCCUACACCAACACAGACACACAGUAUGCUCACCACACACACUGCUGCAUACUGAGAGAAGGAGUGGGUGGGUGGGAGCCAUGCAGGUACCUGCAGCUACAACGUACUCAGUACAAACCCGGCCAAGCAGAACCAAGUCAGUCCCCACUGAUCCACCACGCUCACAUUCACUACUGUUAAUGUUCAGCACUGGGAGGUUCCGCUGCCGUUUACCUGACAUUCUAAAUAGCAGCGCCCGCUCUGUGCUAUAACACACACACACACACACACACACACACACACACACACAGUACAAUAGCUACACACACACAGAACAGUAUUAGGGCCUUAUAGAAUCCGCGUUGCGGAGAAUCACGGAAUCCAAACUUUUAAAUGGAAUUACACAAUAUUCAAAAAUGUAUUGAACUUAAUAGGAAAUCAACUAAAUCUAUUAAACUUAAUAUAAAAUGCAUUAAUUUGCCCAAGUGAAUCAUAAGACAUGAACAAAAUGCAGGAAUGCCCCUGUCUGUGUGCAUGUGUGCAGUGCGUGCAUAUAUACACUUUGUGUAGCCGUUAGCGAUAUGAUGCUAAUGAUAACCUUCUUCUGGUAAAGAUGGAAAGGCUUUCCCAAAAACCUUCUCAAUUAAAUGUUAACUAUAAAGUAGCCUAUCCCUACCUGGCAGAAUGAUAUCAUGAUUAUUUGCAGCAAUCCAGUGGCCAUUUGUUUGGCAAACUCUGCAAUCUCAUGAGCGCUACAGCAACACCGCUUAACCAAACAGCAGUCUCUUCCUGGUGCCCACUUGCAUUAAAGAGUAACCCAUUAAAGGAUCUUCUGAUGUGGUUUAAACAUUGUUGUUGACUUAGAACAUAAAAUGUUAUUGUUUUUCUAUUAAAGACGUGUGAUUUUGAGAGUGAAAACAAACAAAAAACGGGGAAAAACCUGGAAAAACUAAAGGGAGAAAUAAAACCUGAAUCAGGCCAGAAAUAAAACAGCUUUUAUAGGACUGUACAGUAGCAGCCACACACACUGCACUCUCUGAACUGAAAAAAGUCACGCCCACAACACCCCCACAAUGUGUCUCUCAAUCUCUCUCUCUCUAUCUCUCUCUCUCUAUCUCUCUCGCUCUCUCUCUCUGGUCACUAUAAGAGUGUGUUACUUUGUAUGGGGGGCAAAGACAGAAAAUAUUAUCAACCCUGCCGAAAAAUCUCUCAAUGACACUGAAACUGCAUUUUUCGCUCCCAAUUUCUCAUCCCCUGACAUUUAUCCGAUGUGAGACAAUAUAUCGGAUACAUGUCGACGUUGGUAAAAGGGUUCCUUUUACGUUCACCAACCUCCAUUUCCCACCUCUGUUAGCUCACAGGUUCCCCUGUGUUUCUCCUCCCAUGUCUGUAUAGGAGAUAGUUCCUUGCCAUGCAGUCAUCCUCCUUCAGUCAGCCAAGGUCCUGCUUUGCGACCUGACCCCCACCAUUACCCAACUGUUGAUGAACCGUUGCCUCCAAGUAAGCCUUCCUACAUCAUUCACCACCCUUACUCUUACUCUGGAGUCGUGUGUCUGUGUGUGCACGCGCCCGUGUGCAUUGAUAUGUGUGUCGCAUUCGAUGUGCAUGUAGCCAUUUCUCUUAACAUCUCUCCAAUGGGGAGGGACACACCACUCUGGUGCUACCUAUCCAUCUCUCUGUCUAUCAGUACAUUGAUCCAUCCUUGACGUUUUCUGUUCGACCAUUCACACCAUUUGAGCUUCUAGAACUGUCAUUUCUGGUCGCCCUGGUCCCACUGGAGUCAUGAGAUCUGGUGUGUUUUAUGUCCAAGGUUUUGCUACACAUGGGUUGCCAGAUUGGGUUUCUAUGUGCUACUUUAUGCUACUAUGUGGCAUCCUGGGGUGCUGUACCAUCUCACGCAUCAGGCACCACAGCCCUCACCACCACCGUUUCUAUAGUGACAGGCCGCAGAGAGGCAGAGCGGGAAAGGCAGUCUAUAUUUAUAUCAGCAGGGCGUCUGAUACCAGUGGAGGCUGUGGGGUUCGCCUCACGCUAAGGUCUGUUGGACUACAAGUUCCAUGAACUCUAGAGAAGAGUUGAAUGUGACUGCAGCUGGAAAAUGUAGUUUAUCGCUAACAUAGACAUGGUUCCUUGUGAUCUCUUCUGUAAGCUGCUAAAUUAAAUUGCAGUAAAAUUAAAAAUAUUCACAGUAUCAUUUUUUGGGAUGAAAUGAAAAGCAAUAUUUCGCUCUUCCUUUUUACAUUGCUUUUCUUUGUUCUUUUUUUAACUCAAGUUUCUCUUCCCCUGUGAGCAGAGAAUUCAUCCUGUUUUUCGGUUGUUCUUUGUCUGUAUUGAUAUUGGGACUUGGUGCAAUGUCACACCAGCAGAAGCCCUGCUGAGCUUUGGGUUUUACUAUGAAAUGGGCAGCCAUUGAAAUGGCUAAAAAUAGCCUCCAAAAACCAAAUCAGCAGGGAGUUACCGGGGAGAGAUCUGACAGCCACAAAUAUAGUGCUGCUGCACCAAGAGGGACUCUCUUCCAGCUCAUUAGAAUAAGCAGAGCAGGGAUGGAGAGGAGCUGCUGCUAGGAGGUAUAUUUCUAUCAGGAGAUGUUGUUAAUAUGCUCACAGCUCACAGACUGACUCAUACUGUGUUAGUAUUUAGGACACGUGCACACAUGAAUGUGCACACACAUACACACAUUCUUCAAAACAGUACCAAACUACAGACUAAACUAUCUCCGACAGUAGCUGCCUCUCAAUCGUGUAUCUCCCAAAGCCCUCAUAUCUAACGUAAGCACCUUACAGCCUCAAAUAGACACAUCCACAUCCCCAAAUAGGCUUGAAUAUUCAGCUCUACUCUGCAGUGCAGUGAUAAUACCCACAUCUCUCCACGCUGACUCCAAGUAACUCCCUCCACAGCAAUAAUAUCCUGUAUGCAUGUUUCUCUGUUUCUCUCUCUGUCUGCAUACCACAGCACUGACUACACUACCCACGAUUCUGCCAGUGUGAAUACAGUAGUAUACAACUCAUGCAACAUAGUCUCAUGAGUGAUAAGUUCCAUUUCAACACUUUUGCCUUGGUUUUGGGGUGAGGAUAUUUUCUGCUGCUUCUAGUAGCAGGCUGUACUGCUGUGCAUUUAGUGGGUUAUAAUCCACUUCCUGGGUGUGUGAGAUGAGAUGAUCUCUCUCUCUCUCUCUCUCUCUCUCUCUCCCUCACUCCCUCACUCCCAUGUGUUGUGAAAGCCAGCAGGUUUCUAAUUGUGGUCCUCUGUAGCUCAGCUGGUAGAGCACGGCGCUUGUAACGCCAGGGUAGUGGGUUCGAUCCCCGGGACCACCCAUACACAAAAAUGUAUGCACACAUGACUGUAAGUCGCUUUGGAUAAAAGCGUCUGCUAAAUGGCAUAUUAUUAUAUUAUUAUAAUCCUAGAGUGAAUCCCAUCACCAUGAUUACCCACCCACUGCUGUGCCCCGCUACAGAGAGAGAUGAUGAUUAAAAAGAGGGAGGAGAAGGGAAAGAGAUUUGGCCAGGGUGAGGCCCAGCUUCUGAACCCCCUGAGGGUUUCAAGAAGAGAUAGAGGAAAGACAGGGAAAGGGAGAGAUGUAGAGGGAAAGGGAGAGAGGUAGAGGGAAAGGGAGAGAUGUAGAGGGAAAGGGAGAGAUGUAGAGGGAGAGGGAGAGAUGUAGAGGGAAAGGGAGAGAUGUAGAGGGAAAGGGAGAGAUGUAGAGGGAAAGGGAGAGAUGUAGAGGGAGAGGGAGAGAUGUAGAGGGAGAGGGAGAGAUGUAGAGGGAGAGGGAGAGAUGUAGAGGGAAAGGGAGAGAUGUAGAGGGAGAGGGAGAGAUGUAGAGGGAGAGGGAGAGAUGUAGAGGGAGAGGGAGAGAUGUAGAGGGAAAGGGAGAGAUGUAGAGGGAGAGGGAGAGAUGUAGAGGGAAAGGGAGAGAUGUAGAGGGAGAGGGAGAGAUGUAGAGGUAAAGGGAGAGAUGUAGAGGGAAAGCGAUGACAGAAAGGGAAAAUAUGUACAGCAGGCUAAAUGGAUGUGUUGGGACGGAGGCUUAAGUGGUUUUGGGAGAUUACUUUACAUGCUGGUCCUUGGCUACAACUGUAGACCUAAUUAAUGGCAUCAUAGCUAGUCAUCAGCCCUGUACUUCUCACAAACAACAGAUGCCAUUUAGAAGCACUUCCAAGUUUUAAACACAGGAUCUCAAUCAUAUUUUAAAACAUCUGGAAGUAUCCCUUGUAUUUUGCCUUUGCGGUUGCCAUUCCCAACAGUAUGUGUCAUCAGGCACACUGGUGAAGUGGCACUUUGGCUCUCGAUGACCUUCACUAUUAAUGUGUAAAUCUGUGGGCAACGGUCCUCUGUUGCUGUGGAUGUACUGUUUGUAUGUGGAAUUCCUAUAGGGAGCGCCAAAGCUGACAAGGACUGCAUUCCAAAUGGAACCCUAUUUCCUAUAUAGUGCACUACUUUUACCCAGGGCCCAUAGGAUUCUAGUUAAAAUUAGGGCACUAUAUAGGGAAUAGGGUGUAAUUUGGGACACGGCCAAUGACUAUAAGGUAAUGUGUUUACCAUUUACUGAGGGUCCAUUCAUGCAGGGAUGUACUGUACAUUCAUCUUUAGGUGUCCAACUCCUGUCUGAUGUUAGCAACCUUUCUGAAUGUCCUGUGGUGUGAAGCAUAUAGCUAGUUGCUUAAUACAAUAUCGACCUCCGUGAGAUUACUUUGAUCCCAAAGCCAGCUGACCACAGCAGACAAUAACCCAGUGUCAGUUUCACUCAUCUCCCAAAGCAAACCUCCCAUCCUAUCCUUACUCCUCUUUCCUGUAUCCAGCUUUCCCUUUUGCUACCACUAGAUCUCUUACUCAAACCCCUUUCAACUUCCUUUCCUUUCUUUUCUUGUCAUUCUUAAUUGGGUGUUGUAUUACAAUCACGCCCCCGGAAUUUCAUGUCUCCCUCUUUGUGUCCCCCCUCCCUCUCUGUGUACUUCCUGCUGUGUGUGCAGACUGGGAGGCGCGCAUCGACAGCCACGGACGUGUCUUCUACGUGGACCAUGUGAACCGCACCACCACCUGGCGGAGGCCCACGCACGCCGCCUCCAAGUGGAACGGCAUCCAGCGCUCCAGCUCCACCCAGCAGAUGGAACAGCUCAACAGGAGGUGAGACUGGGAGAAAGAGGGGAUGAGGGUACAGGAGGAGGGGAGGGGAGGGAGGGAGGGUGGUAGAGGAGGAGGGUAGGGAGGGAGGGUGGUAGUGGAUGAGGGGAGGGAGGGAGAGAGAGUGGUAGAGGAGGAGUAGGGGAGGGAGGGAGGGUGGGUGGUAGAGGAGUAGGGGAGGGAGGGAGGGAUGGUGGUAGAGGAGGAGGGGAGGGAGAGAGAGAGAGUGGUAGAGGAGGAGGAGGGGAGGGAGGGAGAGUGGUAGAGGAGGAGGGGAUGAGGGAGAGAGGGUGGUAGAGGAGGAGGGGAGGGAGGGUGGUAGAGGAGGGGAGGGAGGGAGAGAGGUGGUAGAGAGAGGAGGAGGGGGAGGGAGGGUGGAUAGAGGAGGAGGGGAGGGAGGGUGGUAGAGGAGAUGGAGGAGAGGGUGGUAGAAGGAGGAGGGGAGGGAGGGAGAGUGGUAGAGGAGGAGGGGAUGAGGGAGGAGAGGGGGAGGGAGGAGGGGAGGGAGGGGUGGUAGAGGAGGAGGAGGGGAUGGGAGGAGGGGGUAGAGGAGGAGGGAUGGGAGGGUGGUAGGGUAGAGGAGGAGGGGGGAGGGAGAGGGGGAGGGGGGAGAGAGGAGGGAGGGGAGAGAGGGUGUGAGGAGGAGGGGGGGAGGGUGGUAGGGAGGAGGGAGGGAGGGAGAGAGGGUGGUGAGGAGGAGGAGGGGAGGGAGGGUGGUAGAGGAGGAGGGAGGGGAGGGGAGAGGAGGAGGGUAGAGAGGAGGAGGGGAGGAGGGAGGAGGGAGGGUGGUAGAGGAGGAGGGAGGGAGGAGAGAGGGUGUAGAGGAGGAGGGGAGGGAGGGUGGUAGAGGAGGAGGGAGGGAGGGUGGUAGAGGGGAGAGGAGGAGAGGGAGGGAGGGAGAGAGAGUGGUAGAAGAGGAGGAGGGGAGGAGGGGAGGGAGGGAGGGUGGUAGAGGAGGAGGGAAGGGAGGGGUGGUAGAGGAGGAGGGGAGGGAGAGAGAGAGGGUGGUAGAGGAGGAGGAGGGGAGGGGGAGGGGAGGGAGAGGGGUGGUAGAGGAGGAGGGGAGGGAGGGUGGUAGAGGAGGAUGGAGGGAGAGAGAGAGGGUGGUGAGAGGAGGAGGGGAGGGAGGGAGGGUGGUAGAGGAGGAUGGGGAGGGGGAGGGAUGGUGGUAGAGGAGGAGGGGAGGGAGGGAGAGGGGGUGGUAGAGGAUGGAGGGGAGGGAGGGAGAGAGAGGGUUGGUAGAGGGGAGGGGAGGAGGUGGUAGAGGAGGAGGGAGGGAGGGAGAGGGGUGGUAGAGGAGGAGGAGGAGGGGAGGGUGGGUAGAGGAGGAGGGGAGGGGAGGGAGAGGAGAGAGUGGUAGAGGAGGAGAGGGGGAGGGAGGAGAGGGUGGUAGAGGGGAGGGGAUGAGGGAGAGAGGUUGGUGGGCUUUUAGAGGGAGAGGGGGGGAGGGUGUGGUUUAGAGGAGGAGGGAGGGAGGGAGAGAGGUGGUUAGAGGAGGAGGAUGGAGGAGUGUGGAGUAGAGGAGGAGGGGACGGGAGGGUGGUAAGAGGAGGAGGGAGGGAGAGAGUAGUAGAGGGUUAAGAGAGGAGGGAUGGAUGGGGGGAUGGUUAGAGGCGGAGGGAGAGGAGUGGUAGAAGAGGAGGGGGAGGAGGUGGUGAUUAGGAGGAGGGAGGGAGAGAGAGUGGUGAAGAGGAGGAGGGAGAGGGGAGGGAGGGAGGUGGUAGAGGGGGAGGGGGGAGGGAGAGAGGGUGUAGAGGAGGGGGAGGGGGAGGGUGGUAGAGGAGGAGGGAGGGAGGGAGAGAGGGGGAGAGGAGGAGGGGAGGAGGGAGGGUGGUAGAGGAGGAGGGGAGGGAGGGUGGUAGAGGAGGAGGGAGGGAGGGAGAGAGAGUGGUAGAAGAGGAGGAGGGGAGGAGGGGAGGGAGGGAGGGUGGUAGAGGAGGAGGGAAGGGAGGGUGGUAGAGGAGGAGGGGAGGGAGAGAGAGAGGGUGGUAGAGGAGGAGGAGGGGAGGGGAGGGGAGGGAGAGAGGGUGGUAGAGGAGGAGGGGAGGGAGGGUGGUAGAGGAGGAUGGAGGGAGAGAGAGAGGGUGGUAGAGGAGGAGGGGAGGGAGGGAGGGUGGUAGAGGAGGAUGGGAGGGGGGAGGGAUGGUGGUAGAGGAGGAGGGGAGGGAGGGAGAGAGGGUGGUAGAGGAGGAGGGAGGGAGGGAGAGAGGGUGGUAGAGGAGGAGGGGAGGGAGGGUGGUAGAGGAGGAGGGAGGGAGGGUGGUAGAGGAGGAGGGGAGGGGAGGGAGAGAGGGUGGUAGAGGAGGAGGGAGGGAGGGAGAGAGGGUGGUAGAGGUGGAGGGGCGGGUGGAGACUAUAUUGUGAUGCCUCACUUCCUGGGAUGUGUGGGUGGUUUGUGGUCUUGUUUGGGGGUGAGAGAAUAGAAUAGAACAUAACUUUAUUGUCCUUUCCUUUGGCAUCAUCGUACACAUGUACAUUCACAUCACACACAUUGAAAACCGUCAGUCCAGCAUACACAAGCACAUAGAGGACAUCGAUACAUUCACUCACAACUGGCCGCUGCCCCAACUGCAAUGUUAAACUAGGUAAAUAAAUAAGUGCCAAGACAUUUCAUGUUGUAUUUAGUAAUCCCACAGCACAGGGAACAAAUGAGUGUUUGUACACGUUCUUCCUGGCCAUGGGCAUCCUGCCGUACCAGAGAAGGGGGGGAUGAGGGGAUGGAGAGAGGAGAUUGGAGGACAGGGGAGGGUAAUAAUGAAAGGUAAAGGAGAGGGGAUAGAAAAGGGGGGAUGAGAGGAUGAGAGCAGAGAGGGGGAUCUACUUCAAAUCAAAUCAAAUGUUAUUUGUCACAUGCGCCGAAUACAACAGGUGUAGGUAGAUCUUACAGUGAAAUGCUUACUUACAAGUCCUUAACCAACACUGCAGUUUUAAGAAAGAAUACCUAAAUAAAAGUAACAAGAUGCAGUGCAUAAGAUGGUCAGAAUGGAUCAUGCAUGACUGAAUAUCUCUUAGGCUGCCUUGCCUUAGUCAUAUGAUGUGCUGUCCAGUUGGAUUCCCAGUGAUGUGCUCUGUAACUACUGUUCAUGUGAUAUCACCUCUUUGGUAAACCGUCAGUGUAUUCUUAUGUUUGUAUUGGGCUGCCAUCUAGCGGACAUGUCUGGACAUGCAGCCUAAAUUCCCAUCUAACUGAUAUGCUUAAUCACUCUUUUUCAUUCUCAGUUUUUCUAUACCUCUCACACACAAUCACACACACUCCCCCCCACACACACACAUACACACAUUUAAAUUUGGCUCCCAGUCGCUGAGGGCCCCCUUGUCUUUAAUGUUCCAGAGUGGUUUGCCCACAUCAGAUUCAGAACACACACCUUCAGACAUAAACAAAUUUCUCCUUCCACACACUGACCUAAUUUUAUGUCACAAGGGACCCCCACUGACCAAUGAAGAAUAAAAUAUGAGAAAUUACCCAGUUAUAUCGUUAACGGACGUGGCAGUUUCACUGCUAUGGAUUCCAGAUUUAAAAAUGGUGGACGUGGGUUGCAUCUUGAAAGUAUAAAGUUUAGUUUAUCAAUGACAAAAAGGUGCAAAGCUGCAGUAUUGUAUAGAGAAUCUACUUUUGCUGCUUGAGGGUGUACAGUAGCAGAUCAAGUCAACAUAGUUGACUGUAAAGUGCCUCGAUGCAAUAAGUUGCCUCAUUGGUGCAGUGACGUACGGUGAUGUCACUUCCUGUUCCUUUCCAGGUACCAGAACAUCCAGAGGACCAUGGCGACGGAGGAUGAGUGUGGCGGACGGAGGUUGGAGAGAAGUGGCAGCACGGAAACGGAAAUAGACUCUCCACCACAGGCCAUUGGUGUGUAUCUCACUCCUUUACCUAAACCAUAAUGGAAUAAUAUGCCAUUUAGCAGACGCUUACAAUAGUGUGUGCAUACCUUUUCCUAUUGGUGGCCCCAGUUCAAAUCAGACCCAUGACCCAUUGCAAGCUCCAUGCUCUACCGACUGAGCAACACAUGGCAUUAAUAUGGUAUUAACAUGAUCAAUGUAUGUAAUACUACUGUAUUACAUGCAUAUUGUACAUAUAUUAUUAAAUAUUUAGCCAUGCAUUGCCUCCCUUUGUGUGCAGAGCCAAGGAGAGAGGGCCCCUCGUCCCCCGUUAGCAAUCAGAAGAUCACCCUGCUCCUCCAGUGCCCUGCCGUUAAGUUCGUCACCCACCCCGAGUUCUUCACGGUCCUACAUGCCAACUACGUAAGUGCUGUUCAAACAGGAAUAGUCCUUUAAAAAUAACAAAUAAAUAAGUCAUUUAGCAGACGCUCUUAUCCAGAGCGACUUACAGGAGGAAAUAGGGUUAAGUGCCUUGCUCAAGGGCACAUCAGCAGAUUUUUCACCUAGUCGGCUCUGGGAUUAGAACCAGCGACCUUUCGGUUACUGGCACAACACUCUUAACCACUAAGCUACCUGCCGCCCUUUGAUAGUUUAGCUCUUUGGAUGUAAUGUUUGAUUGUCAGAUUAACCUUUAUUUACCGUCUUGUUCUGCCUUUGAUAACCUACCGAAUUAAGAAAUGAAUGAAUGAAUGACAUUUUAUUUUCGUGUCAAAUCGCCAAUUGGCAACCCAUCCCUUAUGGGAUUAAUUGACACAUAAACAAACAUUACAAUAAUUCACUGUGGUAAUUCAGUGACAAUUCUUCUUCCAGUGUUCUCUGCAGUGUGCAUCGCAUAAUGAGUGAAAAAAUGUAAGGUAAAAAUCAAUACAUAAUAAUAAAUAAGGUUAUCCAAACAAUAAUUAUAUCCCUAGAGCAGUAAAAUAAUAUACAUACACACAUACAUACAUACAUACAUACAUACAUACAUACAUACAUACAUACAUACAUACAUACAUACAUACAGUGAGGGAAACAAGUAUUUGAUCCCCUGCUGAUUUUGUAUGUUUGCCCACUGACAAAGAAAUGAUCAGUCUAUAAUUUUAAUGGUAGGUUUAUUUGAACAGUGAGACACAGAAUAACAAACAAAAAAUCCAGAAAAACGCAUGUCAAAAAUGUUAUAAAUUGAUUUGCAUUUUAAUGAGGGAAAUAAGUAUUUGACCCCCUCUCAAUCAGAAAGAUUUCUGGCUCCCAGGUGUCUUUUAUACAGGUAACGAGCUGAGAUUAGGAGCACACUCUUAAAAGGGAGUGCUCCUAAUCUCAGCUUGUUACCUGUAUAAAAGACACCUGUCCACAGAAGCAAUCAAUCAAUCAGAUUCCAAACUCUCCACCAUGGCCAAGACCAAAGAGGAUGUCAGGGACAAGAUUGUAGACCUACACAACGCUGGAAUGGGCUACAAGACCAUCGCCAAGCAGCUUGGUGAGAAGGUGACAACAGUUGGUGCGAUUAUUCGCAAAUGGAAGAAACACAAAAUAACUGUCAAUCUCCCUCGGCCUGAGGCUCCAUGCAAGAUUUCACCUCGUGGAGUUGCAAUGAUCAUGAGAACGGUGAGGAAUCAGCCCAGAACUACACGGGAGGAUCUUGUCAAUGAUCUCAAGGCAGCUGGGACCAUAGUCACCAAGAAAACAAUUGGUAACACACUACGCCGUGAAGGACUGAAAUCCUGCUGCGCCCACAAGGUCCCCCUGCUCAAGAAAGCACAUAUUCAGGGCCGUCUGAAGUUUGCCAAUGAACAUCUGAAUGAUUUAGAGGAGAACUGGGUGAAAGUGUUGUGGUCAGAUGAGACCAAAAUGGAGCUCUUUGGCAUCAACUCGCCAUGUUUGGAGGAGGAGGAAUGCUGCCUAUGACCCCAAGAACACCAUCCCCACCGUCAAACAUGGAGGUGGAAACAUUAUGCUUUGAGGGUGUUUUUCUGCUAAGGGGACAGGACAAUUUCACUGCGUCAAAGGGACGAUGGACGGGGCAAUGUACCGUCUGUCAUGAUCGUCGUAAUGAGUGGACCAAGGCGCAGCGUGAAAUGCGUACAUCUUUUAUUGAGUACUUUAACCAACAACAAAACAACAAAACGAAACGUGAAGUCCUCGGUCAUAAGCACAAACCUACACGGAACAAGAUCCCACAAAACACAAGUGCACAACAGGCUGCCUAAGUAUGGUUCCCAAUCAGAGACAACAAGCAACAGCUGAUUCACGUUGCCUCUGAUUGAGAACCACCCCGGCCAACAUAGAAACACAUAACCUAGAACAGAACAUAGAAAACGAAACAUAGACACUACACAAAGAAACUAACACCCUGGCUCAACAUACAAGAGUCCCCAGAGCCAGGGCGUGACAGUACCCCCCCCCCCCCCCCCCCCCCCCCCAAAGGCGCGGACUGCGACCGCGCCAACAUAAACCCAACAGGGGAGGGGCCGGGUGGGCAUUCCACCUCGGAGGCGGAUCCGGCUCCGGGCGUGACCACCACCCUCUAACAACCCCCCCGUAGCGCCCCUGGUCUGGUCUGGCCCCGCUGGCUGGAGCUGGACUGGACAUCGGUGGAGCGGAUUGCUUAGGCUCCGUUGUGGAGCAGCUGACCGGUACCUGACCAGGCACGGGCUGUGCCGGACUGACGACGCGCACCACAGGCUUGGUGCGGGGAGCAGGAAUGGGCCGGACCGGGCUGACGACGCGCACCACUGGCUUGGUGCGGGGAGCAGGAACGGGCCGGACCGGGGCUGACGACGCGCACCACAGGCUUGGUGCGGGGAGCAGGAAUGGGCCGGACCGGGCUGGCGACGCGCACCCCAGGCUUGGUGCGAGGGGCAGGAACAGGCCGGGCCGGGCUGGCGACGCGCACCACAGGCUUGGUGCGAGGGGCAGGAACAGGCCGGGCCGGGCUGGCGACGCGCACCACAGGCUUGGUGCGAGGGGCAGGAACAGGCCGGGCCGGGCUGGCGACGCGCAUCACAGGCUUGGUGCGAGGGACAGGAACAGGCCGGACCGUACUGGGAACACACACCACUGGCCUUGUGCGGGGAUCAGGAACGGGCCGGACCGGACUGGUAACACACCCCAGUACCUCUCGCCGUGCCUCUACACUCUCCUUCCCUCUAAUGACCAAUGGCCCCCGUAACCUGGUGGCCUUCUCUCCUAGUCCACAAUCUCGCCCUGUAGCUGCCUCCAGCAGCCCCGUCGUCCAUGCCGUGUGCCCCCCCCCAAAAAAUGUUUUGGGGUUGCCUCUCGCCUGUCCGACGACGGCCCGGUUGGCGCCGCUUCUCCUCUCCUGCCUGGGUCUCCCCCUUCAUCGCCCUCCGGUAACUGACGGCCUCCUUCUCCGUUAUCCUCCCCCAACCGAGGAGGACAUCUACCAACGUUACCUCCGGCGUUUGCUCCUGGAAACGCUGCUUGGUCCUGUUUUGUGUGGGAUCUUCUGUCACGAUCGUCGUAAUGAGUGGACCAAGGCGCAGCGUGAAAUGCGUACAUCUUUUAUUGAGUACUUUAACCAACAACAAAACAACAAAACGAAACGUGAAGUCCUCGGUCAUAAACACAAACCUACACGGAACAAGAUCCCACAAAACACAAGUGCACAACAGGCUGCCUAAGUAUGGUUCCCAAUCAGAGACAACAAGCAACAGCUGAUUCACGUUGCCUCUGAUUGAGAACCACCCCGGCCAACAUAGAAACACAUAACCUAGAACAGAACAUAGAAAACGAAACAUAGACACUACACAAAGAAACUAACACCCUGGCUCAACAUACAAGAGUCCCCAGAGCCAGGGCGUGACAGUACCCCCCCCCCCCCCCCCCCCCCCCCCAAAGGCGCGGACUGCGACCGCGCCAACAUAAACCCAACAGGGGAGGGGCCGGGUGGGCAUUCCACCUCGGAGGCGGAUCCGGCUCCGGGCGUGACCACCACCCUCUAACAACCCCCCCGUAGCGCCCCUGGUCUGGUCUGGCCCCGCUGGCUGGAGCUGGACUGGACAUCGGUGGAGCGGAUUGCUUAGGCUCCGUUGUGGAGCAGCUGACCGGUACCUGACCAGGCACGGGCUGUGCCGGACUGACGACGCGCACCACAGGCUUGGUGCGGGGAGCAGGAAUGGGCCGGACCGGGCUGACGACGCGCACCACUGGCUUGGUGCGGGGAGCAGGAACGGGCCGGACCGGGCUGACGACGCGCACCACAGGCUUGGUGCGGGGAGCAGGAAUGGGCCGGACCGGGCUGGCGACGCGCACCCCAGGCUUGGUGCGAGGGGCAGGAACAGGCCGGGCCGGGCUGGCGACGCGCACCACAGGCUUGGUGCGAGGGGCAGGAACAGGCCGGGCCGGGCUGGCGACGCGCACCACAGGCUUGGUGCGAGGGGCAGGAACAGGCCGGGCCGGGCUGGCGACGCGCAUCACAGGCUUGGUGCGAGGGACAGGAACAGGCCGGACCGUACUGGGAACACACACCACUGGCCUUGUGCGGGGAUCAGGAACGGGCCGGACCGGACUGGUAACACACCCCAGUACCUCUCGCCGUGCCUCUACACUCUCCUUCCCUCUAAUGACCAAUGGCCCCCGUAACCUGGUGGCCUUCUCUCCUAGUCCACAAUCUCGCCCUGUAGCUGCCUCCAGCAGCCCCGUCGUCCAUGCCGUGUGCCCCCCCAAAAAAAUGUCUUGGGGUUGCCUCUCGCCUGUCCGACGACGGCCCGGUUGGCGCCGCUUCUCCUCUCCUGCCUGGGUCUCCCCCUUCAUCGCCCUCCGGUAACUGACGGCCUCCUUCUCCGUUAUCCUCCCCCAACCGAGGAGGACAUCUACCAACGUUACCUCCGGCGUUUGCUCCUGGAAACGCUGCUUGGUCCUGUUUUGUGUGGGAUCUUCUGUCACGAUCGUCGUAAUGAGUGGACCAAGGCGCAGCGUGAAAUGCGUACAUCUUUUAUUGAGUACUUUAACCAACAACAAAACAACAAAACGAAACGUGAAGUCCUCGGUCAUAAACACAAACCUACACGGAACAAGAUCCCACAAAACACAAGUGCACAACAGGCUGCCUAAGUAUGGUUCCCAAUCAGAGACAACAAGCAACAGCUGAUUCACGUUGCCUCUGAUUGAGAACCACCCCGGCCAACAUAGAAACACAUAACCUAGAACAGAACAUAGAAAACGAAACAUAGACACUACACAAAGAAACUAACACCCUGGCUCAACAUACAAGAGUCCCCAGAGCCAGGGCGUGACACCGUCAAAUCUUGGGUGAGAACCUCCUUCCCUCAGCCAGGGCAUUGAAAAUGGGUCGUGGAUGGGUAUUCCAGCAUGACAAUGACCCAAAACACACAGCCAAGGCAACAAAGGAGUGGCUGAAAAAGAAGCACAUUAAGGUCCUGGAGUAGCCUAGCCAGUCUACAGACCUUAAUCCCAUGGAAAAUCUGUGGAGGGAGCUGAAGGUUCGAGUUGCCAAACGUCAGCCUCAAAACCUUAAUGACUUGGAGAAGAUCUGCAAAGAGGAGUGGAACAAAAUCCCUCCUGAGAUGUGUGCAAACCUGGUGGCCAACUACAAGAAACGUCUGACCUCUGUGAUUGCCAACAAGGGUUUUGCCACCAAGUACUAAGUCAUGUUUUGCAGAGGGGUCAAAUACUUAUUUCCCUCAUUAAAAUGCAAAUCAAUUUAUAACAUUUUUGACAUACGUUUUUCUGGAUUUUUGUUGUUGUUAUUCUGUCUCUCACUGUUCAAAUAAACCUACCAUUAAAAUUAUAGACUGAUCAUGUCUUUGUCAGUGGGCAAACUUACAAAAUCAGCAGGGGAUCAAAUACUUAUUUCCCUCACUGUACCUACAUACAUACAUACUGUAUAUAUACACAUACAUACAGUGAGGGAAAACAUUAUUUGAUCCCCUGCUGAUUUUGUAGGUUUGCCCACUGACAAAGAAAUGAUCAGUCUAUAAUUUUAAAGGUAGGUUUAUUUGAACAGUGAGAGACAGAAUAACAACAAAAAAAUCCAGAAAAACGCAUGUCAAAAAUGUUAUAAAUUGAUUUGCAUUUUAAUGAGGGAAAUAAGUAUUUGACCCCCUCUCAAUCAGAAAGAUUUCUGGCUCCCAGGUGUCUUUUAUACAGGUAACGAGCUGAGAUUAGGAGCACACUCUUAAAAGGGAGUGCUCCUAAUCUCAGCUUGUUACCUGUAUAAAAGACACCUGUCCACAGAAGCAAUCAAUCAAUCAGAUUCCAAACUCUCCACCAUGGCCAAGACCAAAGAGGAUGUCAGGGACAAGAUUGUAGACCUACACAACGCUGGAAUGGGCUACAAGACCAUCGCCAAGCAGCUUGGUGAGAAGGUGACAACAGUUGGUGCGAUUAUUCGCAAAUGGAAGAAACACAAAAUAACUGUCAAUCUCCCUCGGCCUGGGGCUCCAUGCAAGAUCUCACCUCGUGGAGUUGCAAUGAUCAUGAGAACGGUGUAGAAUCAGCCCAGAACUACACGGGAGGAUCUUGUCAAUGAUCUCAAGGCAGCUGGGACCAUAGUCACCAAGAAAACAAUUGGUAACACACUACGCCGUGAAGGACUGAAAUCCUGCAGCGCCCGCAAGGUCCCCCUGCUCAAGAAAGCACAUAUACAGGGCCGUCUGAAGUUUGCCAAUGAACAUCUGAAUGAUUUAGAGGAGAACUGGGUGAAAGUGUUGUGGUCAGAUGAGACCAAAAUGGAGGUCUUUGGCAUCAACUCAACUUGCCGUGUUUGGAGGAGGAGGAAUGCUGCCUAUGACCCCAAGAACACCAUCCCCACCGUCAAACAUGGAGGUGGAAAAAUUAUGCUUUGGGGGUGUUUUUCUGCUAAGGGGACAGGACAACUUCACAGCAUUAAAGGGAUGAUGGACGGGGCCAUGUACCGUCAAAUCUUGGGUGAGAACCUCCUUCCCUCAGCCAGGGCAUUGAAAAUGGGUCGUGGAUGGGUAUUCCAGCAUGACAAUGACCCAAAACACACGGCCAAGGCAACAAAGGAGUGGCUCAAGAAGAAGCACAUUAAGGUCCUGGAGUGGCCUAGCCAGUCUCCAGACCUUAAUCCCAUAGAAAAUCUGUGGAGGGAGCUGAAGGUUCGAGUUGCCAAACGUCAGCCUCGAAACCUUAAUGACUUGGAGAAGAUCUGCAAAGAGGAGUGGGACAAAAUCCCUCCUGAGAUGUGUGCAAACCUGGUGGCCAACUACAAGAAACGUCUGACCUCUGUGAUUGCCAACAAGGGUUUUGCCACCAAGUACUAAGUCAUGUUUUGCAGAGGGGUCAAAUACUUAUUUCCCUCAUUCAAAUGCAAAUCAAUUUAUAACAUUUUUGACAUGCGUUUUUCUGGAUUUUGUUGUUGUUAUUCUGUCUCUCACUGUUCAAAUAAACCUACCAUUAAAAUUAUAGACUGAUCAUGUCUUUGUCAGUGGGCAAACGUACAAAAUCAGCAGGGGAUCAAAUACUUUUUUCCCUCACUGUACAUAACAUAUACACUGUACAUAACACAGUACAUAACAUAUACAGAUAAAUAAAUAGAGAAAAAUGAAACAGAAGGCAUUUGAACCCAGUCUGGCACCAAGAGAAGAUUCAUGUGGGAGACAAGCCUAUACACAAUCUGUAUACACACGUACCAUUUACCACAUAGACGCUAAAUAUCUUUAUAAUUUAAUUAUAGGUAGCCCUUUUUCUUUUAUUCCAGGCUUUAUCUAAAUAUUCCGUAAACGGAAAUACACAAUGGACAAUUUUUUUUAUUUCAGUUUCUCCUCAUCGCUCAGACACAUAAUGCCAGAGUAAAUCCGGUGUGCUUUCUAGAAUAAGAGCAAGCGUAUAUCGUGGUAGAAAGGGCAGUAGAGGAUAAAAUGAGUUUCAUUCUCUAUUUCUUUGAGGUCACAAUAGUUACAUAGUCUUUCCUCUUCCAUUUCACCACAAUACCGACCUGUUUCAAUACGCAGAGGCAAUAUCCCUGAUCUUACCUGUGCACAUAGCGAUCUCUUGCUUUUAGGUCGGUUGUACAUAAUAUAUCUCUCACACACAAAUUCGCCCUUAAUCAAACAAAAUGUUCUCAAUUUGGGUUUAUGAUUAAUCUCCUCCACCCAUUCUUUUUCAUAUUGCAUCAACAGUUCUUUGCAAACACUUAGUAAACUGGCCCUUGAUUCCUACAGUAUGUUGGUCUCUGUUGAACUACACAGUUCACCUCUGUCUCACCUCGAUCCUACCACUGUACCUGAUGACACAGCACAUGUUAACACUGACCUUGUUGCCCUAAUCACAAGAAGAUAUACUGAACAAAAAUAUAAACGCAACAUGCAACAAUUUAAAAGAUUUUACUGAGUUACAGUUCAUAUAAGGAAAUCAUUCAAUUGAAAUACAUUCAUUAGACCCUAAUCUAUGGAUUUCACUACUGGGAAUACAGAUAUGCAUCUGUUGGUCACAGAUACCUUAAAAAAAAGGAAGGGGCAUGUAUCAGAAAACCAGUCAGUAUCUGGUGUGACCACCAUUUGCCUCAUGCUGCGCGACACAUCUCCUUCGCAUAGAGUUGAACAGACUGUUGAUUGUGGCCUGUGGAAUGUUGUCCCACUCCUCUUCAAUGGCUGUGCAAAGUUGCUGGAUAUUGUCGGGAACUGGAACACGCUGUCGUGCACGUUGGUCAAGAGCAUCCCAAACAUGCUCAAUGGGUGACCUGUCUGGUGAGUAUGCAGAACUGGGACAUUUUCAGCUUCCAGGAAUUGUGUACAGAUCCUUGCAACAUGAGGCCGUGCAUUAUCAUGCUGAAACAUGAGGUGAUGGCGGUGGGUGAAUGGCACGAUAAUGGGCCUCAGGAUCUCGUCACGGUAUCUCUGUGCAUUCAAAUUGGCAUUGAUAAAAUGCAAUUGUGUUCAUUGUCUGUAGCUUAUGCCUAACCAUACCAUAACCCCACCGCCACCAUUUAUUGUCCCCAGCACAAGGUGCACCUGUGUAAUGAUCAUGAUGUUUAAUCAGCUUCUUGAUAUGCCACACCUGUCAGGUGGAUGGAUUAUAUUGGCUAAGGAGAAAUGCUCACUAACAGGGAUGUAAACAAAUGUGCACACCAAAUUUGAGAGAAAUACGUUUUUUUGUGCAUAUGGAAAUUUUCUGGGAUCUUUUAUUUCAGCUCAUGAAACAUGGGACCAACACUUUACAUGUUGCGUUUAUAUUUUUGUUCAGUGUAGUUUCCCCCAUUCACCAUCUUCCCUCAGAGCACAGGACAGGUCAUAUGCCUGAGUGCUUCAGAUCUAUUUCCAGAUGAUAUGACACUGCUGUUGCCUUGGUAAACAGUGUGUAUUACCACCAACAACGACUUCACGGUCCUCUCACGGUCAUGACCUCAUCAAGCUAAGCCCAGCGGUUGCGGUUGGGUCGACAGGGUGGUGUUCCAUACCGAUGGGCGAUCUAUUAAUAGAGUCUGGUUAUUGAUCCAUUGACCGUUGGAGUCAGAGCUCGCUGCAACUUCCUGCCAAAGCAAGGGAAGCCGUUACAGACGUAGGGAUGUGACCUGUCAACUGAUAGAGAGAGGCAGAGAGGGAGAAAUUAUUCCCCUGGGUUAAAAGGAGUUUAUAGAUAGUUGAUCUGAUGGAAAGGUCAAAUAGUGUGUAUUAUGUACAAGUACACCCGAUCGGAUAACUUUGUUUGCAGAUUCUGUGACAUUCUAUUUCAGUUCAGGGUUGUGUCUAAAAGCAUACUGUACAAUACUGUAAACAUAAGAUUUAUGGUUUGACUGAAACUUCAGCGUGCUUUUAGUGUUUAUUUAAUAAAGUAUGAUAUGUUUGUUUGGAGUGAACGUUGGUUGUGCCUUUUGUGCACAAUGACUCUAAUAGCAUUCAGUAGCAUUACAAGCCAGUGAAAUUGGUAUUUGUCCACUGUGACAGUAUAACCACACCACGUCCUGUAAUGUAAUGUGUUCUCUGUGUCUCUAUCCCAGGGUGCCUACCGGAUAUUCACCAACAGUACCUGUCUGAAGCACAUGAUCCUUAAGGUCCGGCGGGACGCACGCAACUUUGAGCGCUACCAGCACAACAGGGAUCUGGUGAUUUUCCUCAACAAGUUUGCCGACACACAACUAGAGCUGCCCCGAGGCUGGGAGAUCAAAACAGACCCACAGGGCAAGGUAAAGGUCUGCUCACUUAUCCAAAAUACAUAUAUGCACUUAUAGUUAGGUUGUAGUUAAAAUUGAGAGGUGGAGCUUAGUCCUGAAAUGACAAAUGAUGAAAUUAAGAAUUCUGAGAGAUUCUGAUUAUUCCAUAAUUGAUGUCAAUAAGAAGCUUGAGUUAUCUGAAGUCAGGAUUCCACCUAUAAUGUCUAGCCACAGUGGAAAGAUACUUGAGCCAUGGUGCAAUAUAAUGAAACUUUAGGUACCAUGGUUGAAGGUUUCCCCUUGAUACUUCAUCUUAAGUCCUGUGCAUGUAAAUCUCUGUUUGACAUUGUUUUCCUCCUCUUUCCAGUCGUUUUUCGUGGACCACAACAGCCGGGCAACAACCUUCAUUGACCCCAGGAUCCCCUUACAGAACGGCCGUCUGCCCAACCACCUAACCCACAGGCAGCACCUGCAGAGACUACGCAGCUACAGUGCAGGAGAGGUGAGAGAAUCCUCUUGGGAUGGAAUUGAAUUGUCUUUUUGUCAUUACUAAUGGAGUCAAUAGUACACUCAUCUAAUGUCUUCUAUGAGCUGAUGAUUAAGAUUAUGACGAUGAUCAUCAUAAUGAUGAUGAUCUUUGUGGUGUUUGUCCCAGGCAUCUGAUGUGUCCCGGAGUCGAGUAGCUUCCCUGAUUCACAGACCUGGGAACAGCCUGGUGGCCACCAUACGCAGCCAGUACCACCCCGACUCCACACUGUUAGGUGCACCAUGUAAGUACUGCAGCAGAGUCAUAGUCACACAUAUUUUGUCUAUUUAUUUUUUGGCAUUUAGCAGACUUUCAUCCAGAUGAUCUUGAUAACAUGCAUACCGGUAUUCAGUGUAGGUGGUCCAUGCAAGAAUCCAACCCUCCUACCAACUGAUCCACCCCAAGCGUUUCUAGUGAGGGCCAAACCAGAAGCAUACAGCUUGUCUCAAUGGAGAGUCUCUCUGCUUAUGACAAUGAUUGCGUGACUCCAUCUCGUCCCCUGAGAGACUCCGCCUUUUACUCUCUGUCCUAAUUACCCUGAAAACUGUUCCUGAAUCAGCCAGGCCACAGACACAGCUCUAGCCACCACGGCUGGCGUGGCGCUCAAAGACACGCUGGCUUGCCACAGGAAUUUCCAUUCCUCCUCAUUCCCCUCAUAUAAGUCUAUGGUUCCCCCUCAUCCUCCCGCCUCUGUAGCGUCUUGACUGGUGCGGUUGAGCCGCACAGCGCUAGCUGUAAUUACAAAGCCCAGAGUGCCACAGAAUGCCUCUCCUCUCCUCAGCCAUGUCAGGACUAGGGCAGAGUGAUGGGCGGUUUUAAUCUGACAGCCGUCUUCCAUCGGCAAUGGGUUUCAAUGGGGUAGUUGUGUUCACUUAGACAUACAGUAAGUUAUCCAGAUAUGUUUUGAGCGAUGACAGCGUGACAUUUUCUCGGAACAUUUUCUUGUAUGGAGGACGAGAUGUGUGACCAGUCACUUGCCCGCACUCUUUCAGUUGGUGGAUUUUAAAUAACUAGCCACACUAUAAAGUAACUGUUAUCUUUUGAAGUUAUCCGGACCCACAGAGUACUAACACAACAUCCAUCCAUUUCUUAUAUUAGUUUGUAUCUAAUAAAUAUUUUCUUAUUCUUUAAGAAUAGAUAGUAUUCAACAAAAUGAUUAAAAAGGAAUGCAAAGUAUCAUGGGAGAAUAUUAAAGCAAGAUGUAACACUUUAUUUUAGUCUUAUUUUAGUGAUUUGUGUGAAUAGUAAAACCCGAAGGAAGUAUCUCAGCACUAUCACUCAUACUGUAGCACUGGUCCAAGGCCUUACGUGCAGCUUGCUAAUUCUGAACCUCAGCAUCAGCAAGCUGCAUGUAACACCCUGGACCAGAGCUAACUUCAUCAUCUCUUCUGUCUCCUCAGUUUCUCUGUCUGAUGAAGGCCAUUUGACAGAAAUGUCACUUUGUUUUAAUAAUCAUUUUGUUAACUGUAUUAUUUUACUGGAGAUACUGUUGCGCCUCACCUUCCUGCCCUCUGUCCAGGUUGAUGUUUAUUGUCAUGAAUCUUGCCCUGGAGGCAGAACUGAACGGUUUCCACUAAGUGGGCCAACUGCAAAGUAAAUGGUCUAUAUCGUAAAAAAUGUAUGAAAACAAAAAUGAGUUAUUUGAUCAGGGUUUAAGUAUUUACGGUUAGGGUUAGCAGUGUGGUUAAGGAUUAAGGUCAGGGUUAAGGUCAGGGUUAAGUUUAAAAUCAGGUUGUCAAAACUGUUCGCUGCUCUGGCACCCCAAUGGUGGAACAAGCUCCCUCACGACGCCAGGACAGCGGAGUCACUCACCACCUUCCGGAGACAUUUGAAACCCCACCUCUUUAAGGAAUACCUGGGAUAGGAUAAAGUAAUCCUUCUACCCCCCCCCCCCCCCCCCCCCCAAAAAAAAAAAAAAAACACAUUGUAAAGUGGUUAUCCCACUGGCUAUAAGGUAAAUGCACCAAUUUGUAAGUCGCUCUGGAUAAGAGCGUCUGCUAAAUGACGUAAAUGUAAAUGUAAAAUGACUUUGUGACUGUACCAGCUAGUGACCACUCUGCAGAGCUGCCUCCAGUACAUGAGUCAUCCCAGUAAAUGCCAACCUUCCCCUCUGUCUCUCCAUCACCACAGCUUACAAUGACAAGAUAGUGGCGUUCCUUCGCCAGCCAAACAUCUUUGAGAUGCUUCAAGAGCGCCAGCCGAGCCUGGCCAGGAACCAUGUACUAAGGUGAUCCUCUAUAUACCUCUAUAUAUUGUAUUUUUUGCCAGACUUAUUAUUGCUUUAUGAAUUGUUUCAUGAGUUUGUAUUUAUUCCAUUUUGCGUUUACGUUCUGAACAAAUAAGUUCAGUAAUAACCUUUUAUAUCACCUUUUAUCACCUAUGACUUGGUUAUACAUUAUUUGUGAAGUAUUUAUUUAGUUUUUAUGAAGACUUUAUGAAUGCCCUAUAAAGCCUUUAUGUUGUAGAUCAUUUUAAGUGUGACUACAAGGGAUCCAGUUUCCUGUGUGAGGGUGAAGUUCUUUAUAUUAACAGAGUCAGUGUGAACAGGCAGGGUCUCAUAAUUGGAGGGCAGUACAGUGCGUUUUUGUUUAAAGGCAAUUAUCUCAGAAUCAUCUUUUUGCCGAUAGAACCUGUUAAUUCUAAGGUCACAAUUUGGCUGAAUGUUUGACUGCUCUCACUCUGUCAACCAAUCAGGGAGAAGAUCCACUACAUCAAGACGGAAGGUUCACAGGGGGUGGAGAAGUUGUCUUGUGAUGCUGACCUGGUCAUUCUGCUGAGGUAGUGUUGUUUACCCUGUUGCUGUUGACACUAGACAGUUGUUUUGGCUGGUUCUGCGGGGCUCCGCUGGCCGGACGCUGGCUAGAUUACAGUAAACCCAGAGCAUCUAGUCCCACGGCUCAUUCACUGUCUGUCUCACAGCCAAUCCGAUUACAUCCUUCACAUGGGCACACUGUAUUACUUUAGGCCUAUAUACCCAUGCCCACAACCAGCAGCCAGCAGGCGUAAUGUGAUUGGUUUAUAGUCCACAGACCAGCCAGCAGCCGUAAUUUGAUUGGUUUAUAGUCCACAGACUACAUGAUCUACAUACAGUUUCUGUAUAGAAUGCAAUGAUAAUCCCUUUAACGCUCUCUCUCCCUUUCCCUCUCUCUCCCUCCCUUUAUCCCUCUCUAUCUCUCUCCCCUGAAGUUUGUUUGAGGAGGAAAUCAUGUCCUAUGUUCCACCCCACUCCUUCCACCCGGGGUACAGCUUCUCGCCCCGUUGCUCACCCGGAUCCUCGCCACAAAACUCCCCAGGUGGGUCCUCCCUCACCUUUAACUUCACUUGCAGGCAUGCUAACCAAGUACAGGGCUCUAGCCUCAUGGGCCACCUCCAAUCCAACCUAACUAAAUACCCCAAACCAUGUCUGAAUAGGCAUCAUUUAUUUAAGUGAGGGUAACCACUCGGACUGCACUACGGACCUAAGCCAAUCAGGAUCCUUAGAACCACAUGAAAUCAUGUCAUAACAAGUGCCACUUAUGAAUUAGUCCCAUUAAGGGAAAGAACCAGUCACCUCUUGAACAAUAGCUAUUGCGAAGCCCAAGCACCACUCAAUGCAAACCACAAUAUGUGAUUUAAAUGAGCAAUAGGGUUGAUGGUGUCAACAUUCCAUCCUCAGCCUUUACAAAGAUAGCAUACCCAUAAUUACACUGGCAAUGAAAUAUCAGUGAGACCAUACUGUGGGCUGCUAGCGCCAGUUAUGAAUUAAUAAUUACACUCUGAAAUAGAAUCCAUUAUAAACUGGGUGGUUCGAGCCCUGAAUGCUGAUUGGUUGACUGCCGUGGUAUAUCAGACUGUAUACCAUGUGUAUGACAAAACAUUUAUUUUUACUGCUCUAAUUACGUUGGUAACCAUUUUAUAAUAGCAAUAAGGCACCUUGGGGGUUUGUGGUAUAUGGCCAUUAUACCAUGGCUAAGGCCUGUAUCCAGGCACUCUGGUAUGCGUCAUGCAUAAGAACAGCCCUUAGCUGUGGUAUAUUGACCAUAUACUACACCCCCUCUGGCCUUAUUGCUUAAAUAUCACACCAUAGAGCAAAACCUCUGUGAUGUAAUAUGGUGAGGAGAGGAAGCCCAGUGGCCGGCAGUGGGAGAGGAUGGAGCAAGAUGGAACUGGGACAACAUUCUGCUGAUCUCAAUACAGUUUUCUGUUCCCAAAACUGGAAUCUGUUACGAACAGAGUGCACAAAGUUUUGUAGACGUGGAGCUUUGCUAAAGUUUUAAGAAAAACAAUUUGUUUACAAGUAGUGCAAGGGCGAAUUGAAUUAUUGCACACACUAUUGGAAAAAUGCAGAUACAUGCUAAAACGCGGCAAUAGGAUCUCGCAAACACGUCCUUGGCUCUGCUCACUAUGCUUCAUUUGCUCCCAUUGAAAACGACACAGAAGAACUAUACUGAACAAAAAUAUAAACGUAACAUGUAAAGUGUUGGUCCCGUGUUUCAUGAGCUGAAAUAAAAGAUCCCAGAAAUGUUCCAUAUGCACAAAAAGCUUAUUUCUCUAAAAUGUCUGUGCACAAAUUUGUUUACAUCCCUGUUAGUGAGCAUUUCUCCUUUGCCAAUGUAAUCCAUCCACCUGACAGGUGUGGCAUAUCAAGAAGCUGAUUAAACAGCAUGAUCAUUACACAGGUGCACCUUGUGCUGGGGACAAUAAAAGGCCACUAAAAUAUGCAGUUUUGUCACACAACAUAAUGCCACAGAUGUCUCAUGUUUUGAGGGAGCAUGCAAUUGGCAUGCUGACUGCAGGAAUGUCCACCAGAACUGCCGCCAGAGAAUUGAAUGUUCAUUUCUCUACCAUAAGCCACAUCCAACGUCGUUUUAGAGAAUUUGGCAGGAUGUCCAACUGGCCUCACAACCGCAGACCACGUGUAACCACGCCAGCCCAGGACCUCCACAUCCGGCUUCUUUACCUGCAGGAUUGUCUGAGACCAGCCACCCAGACAGCUGAUAAAACUGAGGAGUAUUUAUGUCUGUCAUAAAGCCCUUGUGGGGAAAAACUAAUUGUGAUUGAGCGGGUGGGCCUGGAUCCCAAGUGGGUGGGCCUAUGUCCUUCCAGGCCCACCCAUGCCUGCGCCCCUGCCCAGUCAUGUGAAAUCCAUAGAUUAGGGCCUAAUGAAUUUAUUUCAAUUGACUGAUUUCCUUAUAUGAACUGUAACUCAGUCAAAUCUUUGAAAUUGUUGCAUUUAUAUUCUUGUUCAGUAUAUCUUGGGUUAGUUAUAAAUAUCUAGCAGCUAACAUCCUCACACUACGAUUACCACUCCCCAUGAAAGGCCCUGCUGUGCUACAUUAGAGCGUGGCCAUGCAGCGUUAAUGAGCUGAUAGAGUCGUUAAGAGGCCAUGAUGAGGUGUCUGGGGUUCGUAUUAUUAUUGAUGAGAGCAGAGGAGCUAUUAAUGGAUUAAUGGGAGCAGGGCCACAGCGGGAGGGAGGCAAACCUGGAUGGGAAUGAUGCUGCAUUUUCUCUGCCUUUGAUCUCUGUUGAGAGAAGAGAGAGUCGUUUUUUUGUACUGCUUUUUCAACAGAAUAUUGUACAAAUGGCAGCAACAUGCUGAAUUGUGAAUACAGCUUAAAUUUGAAUAUUACAAUUGGCAAUACAAAUUAAAAUACAAUAAACAGAAUAUUAUGUUAAUCAUCAACCGGUCAGCAGGUGAACCAUCGCUGUGACGGCGCUGCAACAGAAACACUCAGUCCUGCAGUGGAUCAGUUCCAUUUUAGUUGAGGAGCGGGUCUGGUGUAGGCUCACAGACGAUCGCUGAAGUGGGAGGAUACGGCGGUAGAGAUCGGAUUUAAAAAGUGAUCUUGCGAAGGAUCGAGAUACUUUCCCUGCGAGUGUGUGUGAAGUGAUGGUAGGCCCAGGUGCAUGCAUCUGAGUAGUACUUUUCUCCUCCCUUGCUCUGUUGAACUGAGGCUGGCUUCACUGGGGCUGGCUUCACUGGGGCUGGCUUCACUGGGGCUGGCUUCAAGUCAAGUCGAAAAAUGAGUUGACUGAUGGAUCACAAAUGUGCCAAUGAUGAUAUGAACUGCUCUUCUCUGGACUCUCUCGAUGGUAUCGGAUUGUCCCUUGGUUAUCCCUGCAUGCCAAACUGGGGCAGCAUAUUCCACCGCUGGUCGGAUGUACACUGUAUAUUAGGUGGUGAAUACGGUCACCAGGUCCUCCUUAGGGAUGUGGAAGUGCUUCAGGCGUCAGAACGUGACCAAAAAAAAUACAACAACAAGGAUCAUUGGCUCGGCUACACUAGUGGGGAACGUUUUGAACUCUUAACAACUGCCCAUAACUGCCUGUGUUUUUCACUGGGCCUUGAGGCUAUAUGAGCCCAUGAAUUAUGUAUGUGUAAGGUAUUGAUUGCAGUUGUAUUAGCUUAGAUUUAAGUUAGGGCUAUCGCUCACUGUGUGUGUGUGUGUGUGUGUGUGUGUGUGUGUGUGUGUGUGUGUGUGUGUGUGUGUGUGUGUGUGUGUGUGUGUGUUGGCAGGCUUACAGAGGGCCCGAGCCCCGGCUCCAUACCGCAGAGACUUUGAAGCCAAACUGCGCAACUUCUACAGGAAGCUGGAAGCUAAGGGCUAUGGCCAGGGGCCAGGGAAGAUCAAGUAAGUAUGUGUGUGUGUAUGACGCAUGCUUGUACAUGCUGAUACCUGCCCCCUGGUGGUAAUUAUACGUCAAGGACUUACAGUAGAUGUUGCAAGAAAGCAGAAUCUACAGAUAGAGAUAGAUACAGUAGAUGAUUCUCUACCAUGUAGCAUUUUGGAUUAUGUCAGCAUUUCUAUCUGCAAUGUUCUGACUAGCUCCAUAAGACCAAGUAUGACAAUGUGAUGAGAGGAGAUAUGCAGUUUGCUAACCAUUAAAUUAUUGUCCCAGACUGAUCAUCAGAAGAGACCACCUGUUGGAGGGCACCUUCAAUCAGGUGAUGGCCUACUCCCGCAAGGAGCUGCAGAGGAACAAGCUCUACAUCACCUUCUUGGGAGAGGAGGGGUAAGCGCGUGUGUGCAUGGACGCGGACGUGUGCGUGGAAGUGUGUGAACUCAUUGCCAUGUAUUUUUAAAACUACAUCCCCCAUGUCCCCCGUCUCUAGGCUGGACUACAGUGGCCCCUCCAGGGAGUUCUUCUUCCUGUUGUCCCAAGAGCUAUUCAACCCUUACUACGGCCUGUUUGAGUACUCAGCCAAUGACACCUACACCGUCCAGAUCAGCCCCAUGUCUGCCUUCGUUGAGAACCAUCUGGAAUGGUGAGGACUGAUACACCGGGAGAGCAUAUUAUCAUAACAAUUACUUUUUUAUCCAGGUAUUCGAUCAGGUGACCCAUUGUCUGUGUUUACACUGGCAGCCCAAUUCUGAUAUUUUGCCACUAAUUGGUUAUUGACCAAUCAGAUCAGAUUUUUUGCCAAUAAUUGGGCAAAAGAUCAGAAUUGGGCUGCCUGUGUAAAUGCAGCCAUUGAGAUAUGAAUCUCUUCUUCAAGGGAGGCUUAGCCAAGAGACUAUUAAUGAAUAAAAAUACAAAUAAAACCAGAUGUUUUACAGUUGGUUUCUGUGCAUCUUUAACCAAGGAGGACCAAGGAUUUUAUGAUCCCCAUGCAACUGUUGUAGUUCAUCAAAUUGUAUAGGGUUAUUAUCGCUCAUUAGCAUUUUAUUGGUGGGACUAGGGGAGUCAUGUAAAACCAAGCAUUGUUUAACCUUCCCCUUGACACAAACAUAAUGACACUAGUAAACAUGGUAUGAUGUAUUUACCGUCUGUGUCAACCCUGAAGCAGUGGGGAAUAGUACAAGGAUUGUUGGUUUUCAACUUCGCAAAUGACUUGUGUACUCAGGCAAAUGACUACUGUAAUAGCAUAGACUGAAAAACUAAACAAAUAGAGGAGAAACUGAUUUAAGCUAUGAAAUGUAGCCAACACCCUGUGCUAUUCUCUGUUUUACUCUUAGUGGAAAUGCAGCCUUGUUAGCUCAGUUCAUUUGUCACCGGAAAUUAAGCUUCUUCAUGGACACGAAAUGGUUGCCAUAGCAUUCCAAUUAGCCUGUCAUUGGAGGCUAGACUUGAACCAAUGAGGGUGAAGUUUAUAGCUUGGCUGUUGGCACUCUGCCGAGUCAUUAAUUACCAGUCACACGUUGAAAGUAAAUUAGUGUCAAUUAUACCAUUAACCAACAACAUCCAUUAUUCCUUGAGAAUAGACCCUUUCCUGAACAGUUGAUAGCGCUUUUCCACUGUUUUUACCUUUGGAAGACAAAGACAGGUUUAUGCAGCUUGUCCUGUCCAAGACCAUGGCCUGCCCCUCAAUAGUCUAAAGUGGAUUCCUCUCCUCGUCUCCCUUUCUUCCUAGGUUCCGUUUCAGUGGGCGUAUUCUAGGCCUGGCCCUGAUCCACCAGUAUCUACUGGAUGCCUUCUUCACACGGCCCUUCUACAAGGCCCUCCUCAGACUGUGAGUGCAUUGACCACCCUUUUGCUUCCAUCUACCCUAAACACACACACACACACACACACACACACACACAUACACCUGUACCAUAAUCUAUCCUACACACUCUUACCUCUGUACCUCAAUUACCCCGCUUCACCCUACACACACACACACACACGUCUGCCUUGUGCCACAAUCUACCCUACACACCCUACUCACAACUCUCCCUGUACAAUGUUUCUGUACUAACAUUGCAUCAUGCUACACGUCGACUAAAAGGAAUCCUACUGUAACAUCAGAUCCAUCAGUCAACCAGUCAAUGUGUGAUGUUCCCACAGAGCCACAGACCUGAGUGAUCUGGAGUAUCUGGAUGAGGAGUUCCAUCAGAGUCUCCAGUGGAUGAAGGAAAAUGACAUCACUGACAUCCUGGACCUCACCUUCACCGUCAAUGAGGAGGUCUUUGGCCAGGUCAGUCUCAGUUAGGAGUCAGUCUGUUAGGGGUCAGUCUCAGUUAGGGGUCAGUCAGAGGUAGGGGCUUUGACAGUCUCUGCUUAGCCUGACCUGUCACUUUUUAGUAUGUAGUAACUUGGGGAAAUUGAGUACUUUAUCAAUAAAGUAUUAUAUUCUUCUGCCCAGGACAGAAUUAAAAAUGUGUUGGAAGUUUCACUUUAAAGUUUAAUUUCGAAGUUAACAUCUGCCCACCACACCAGAGUACAUCUUUUGUUGGGAGGUCAAAGAAUCAAAAGUUAUUUUAGCCACAAAAUGGUCCCCACGCCACACACCCUUCAUAAAUACAGUACUCUGACAUAAUUUCCUGUUUGCCAUUUCUUGUGUCAGGUGACGGAGCGGGAGCUGAAGUCAGGCGGCUCCAACCUUCAGGUGACGGAGAAGAACAAGAAGGAGUACAUUGAGCGCAUGGCCAAGUGGAGGGUGGAGCGUGGGGUGGUGCAGCAGACUGAGGCCCUGGUCCGAGGCUUCUAUGAGGUACAGCACAAAACUAGAACAUCCCCCAUGGCCCUUAACCCCUACUAACCCCUCAGUGUUUGCAGAUCUGAAGGAAUAGGAUGGGUAUUAACAAUAUGGCGGAUCCUCCCCAUUAUCAUGACGCUUACACCUAUCCAGUUCCUUUCGAUCUGUAAAUUCCAAAGGAAGGUAUGGCCCUAGAGGAAGUGUCAGAGACAUUAUUCCAUCUCACCAUUGCCAGGUGAAUUCCAUUCAUUUGUGGAACAACAGGCAAUCAUCUAUUGACUUCCCUAAUCCCCACUCCAACUCUCCUCUGGCCCCAGGUGGUAGACUCUCGUCUGGUGUCGGUGUUUGACGCCAGAGAGCUGGAGCUGGUCAUCGCAGGGACGGCUGAGAUCGACCUCAACGACUGGAGGACCAACACAGAGUACAGAGGAGGUGAGAAAGUAAAGAUCAAUGCAGACAUCUGAGUGCUUCUAUUUCUGUUAUGGGAUAGUCUUCUUGUGAAGUGUCCUAGGGAAAUUGUUUUUUUUCUAAAGUAAAAAAAGUACUAUUGACUCUUAGAAAAAAAGGUGCUAUCAAGAACCUAAAAGUGUUCUUCGGCUGUCCCCAUAGGAGAGCCCUUUGAAGAAACCUUUUUGGUUCCAGGUAGAACCCUUUUGGUUCCAGGUAGAACCCUUUUCCCAGAGGUUUCUACAUGGAACCCAAAAAGGUUUCUACCUGGAACCAAAAAGGGUUCUCCUAUGGGCACAGCCGAAGAACCCUUUUAGAACUUUGAUAGUACCUUUUUUUCUAAGAGUUCAAACUGAAACUGACAGUGCUGCAGACCCCACAGGCGAGGGAAGAAAGUAGGAAUGUAAAAAGACUGACAGACCAAGUGAUGGUCAAAAAGCUGUCAGUGACAGUCAUGCUCUGUUUAAUGUAAAACCUAUAUUUUUGGAAGCAUAAAUCAAUGUGUCCCUUUCUGCAUAACAAAGUACUAGUGUCCAUAUGUUCCAACUGACAGGCCUGCUAGAGUACAGUAAUGACACAGAGCGGUCAACGCCAAGUAAAACAUGCCUGAACAUCCAUCUCACGGCCUCAUUAGCGCAUAUGCACCAUGUCACCUGACAUAAGAGAGUGUGCGUCUGUAUCUGAUUACGGCCACAUCAUGAGGGCCGUUGCAAUUUCUCUCGGCCUCCUUUGAACAGACAGAUGUGGCAGAGGGGCCGGCAAGCCCCGAAAUGCCCAUAAACAUCCAUAAAUCAUUAAUCACCCAGAAGGCCGUGCUCCAGCUGCCAGGCUGCUCAUCUGGUUCUCAUUAUGGCUAAGCUCUUAAUUGGCCAAACUCAUCAUCUACACAAUUGGAGCCAUUUUCCCUUUCGUUUGGCAAAGACCUCAGUUUGCUGUGGAUGGAUUGGAUCACUAGCCGGACUGGAAAGCCUGCAGUCAGCCGCCUCCUCACCACAGCCUCCAAAGCAAACAGCGCCCUGUUUAGAUUGCAGUUUGUCAUUUAAAGUGAAAACUUUCAAAAUGGAGAGAAAGUGGUGAACAUUACAUUUGCCCUCAGAAUGGGAGCUAGCUUCUCUGUCCACAGUAUUAAUAGUAAUGACAAUGACUUGCAGUUAAUAAGCACAUUUCUCAAACACUAAGUAAGGGGAUGACUCAGUCCCUUUCACCUGCAAUGUGUAGCAACCACCUGUAUGUACGGUUGACGCAGACUACAGAGCAGUGACGAUAACCAGGGUUUGGUACCAGUCACUUACACCUACACAGACUGACCUCACCAAUGACCCCUAAUGAAUCCUAAUGACUCCUUCCCCAGGUUACCAUGACGGCCACAUAGUGAUGCGGUGGUUCUGGGGUGCGGUGGAACGCUUCAACAACGAGCAAAGGCUGCGGCUGCUGCAGUUUGUGACAGGCACCUCCAGCGUUCCAUACGAAGGCUUCGCUGCCCUACGGGGAAGCAACGGCCUACGACGCUUCUGCAUCGAGAAGUGGGGCAAGGUCACCUCUCUACCAAGGUACUGGACCGAAAAUAUACCAACAUAUUAAUAAAUAUAUAGUUUGGAAUUAACUCCUCUUAUAAGAAUCAUAUCUGUCCUGGACAAGUUUCAUUCUUAUAAUCAACUAGUUUCAACUCUUAAUAAAAGCAAACUACAUUGUAAGUAAAUUUUUUACAACUACUCUAUAAGCAGAUUCUUAUAAGCAGAGUGCAUUGUUUUGGGUGCUCUAUUCUGGAAUGAAGAGGUUAUUUCAUUGACUAAUGUAAUUAUUCCACUACAAGGAGAUGGAAAGAUCCAGAGAGACAUUCCACUGGGCACACACUGGUUGAAUCAACAUUGUUUCCAUGUCAUUUUAAUGAAAUGACAAAUGAAACCAACAUGGAAUAGAUGUUGAAUUGACAUCUUUGCCCACUAGGAUAUAGUACAGUAAACCUGGUUCUGGGGUCAAAUGUACUGUAAUCUGCCACACACUUAAAAGGUCCAUUGUAAACACAUGCUAAAUGUGGCCAUUUAGAAUUAUUAAAGCAUGUAGCCACACCCUCUGAGGCGUAUUUAGGGACAGACAUUGGAGCAAAAUACAGUCUUUCACCUCAUAGGAAGGGCUGUAGAGAGAAUAUUUUUAAAGGAAAUUAAAAGGGAACUGUCUGCUUUUUAAAAAUAUAUCAACAGCUUAUGCGACUGGGCUAUUAUGAGAUCUGAUUGGUCAAAAGACCAAUUAGUGGACAAAGAUCGGAAUUGGUCUGCCUGUGUAAAUGCAGCCAAUAUGACCUCCGUUAGAACAUAGAACAGACUGCAAUCCCAACUUUGGGACAGUACUUUCUUAUUCCAUAUCGUUAUUGUCCUUGUCCACAUUUUUACCUGGCUGAAAGGCAGCUUAUGUUUUUUUUGUUAGUGUGUUCAUGAGGCCCCAGACAGCAGCAAUUGUUUUGUCCUGGACACAAAAACAUCCAGAAACAAAGAAAAGUCACAAAGAAACUGGCUUUGAGAUGAUCUAUUUUGAAACUAAUACUAUUUUAUCUGCCAUUGACAAUUCUCAAAGUACAAAAUCAACACCACACAAAUGCAGUAUGUCAGUCAGCUGUCAUUGGAAAUUAGGUGGUCACUCAAACAAAAACAUUUGCCCAUUUCAGGCGUAAUCCCUUUCACCCGUUUUUACUUCCCUUACCUGAGGCACUCUCAUUCAGACCACAUGAUAUUGUCAUGUAAUCCAAAGUUUGCAUAGUGCAAGCAUUCUAUUCUCACACACGUGACGGAUGUAACUACCUCUCUAUCUCUCUCCCUCUCUUUAUUAUAUAUAUUCUCCAUACUGUCAGCUGGUUGAGUGUGGUAUCAAGGCUUAUAUUACCCAUAUGGGGAAUGAAUGAAACGGCCACGGGUGUGUUUACUCAACCAUUACAUUUAGAGUUCCACUUUGUAAUCUUCUUAUAGUGCCAGACAGCUUUACAGAGAGGUAUAACCAGUUUUCUCAGGAGCGAAAAUACUUGUCACACCCCCACCUUGUUCUAAAACUUGGUGAAAAACAUUUGGUUUAGACAAUCUUUUAGAUUAUUAAACAAUUGCAUUGGAAGCAGAUGACAUUAUUUGUCAUUUCAACACAAAUUAGUAAAUUGUACGUGGUGUAGCAGAGGUUCAUAAAAGUCAAACCAUUAGCAUAUUUUCUACUAGCGUAUAAACGCUACUAGCGUGCGGUUGCUUGCUUGUGUGCAAAUAGUUGUUGAUGGAGAAGUGGCUGGGUCAUGUUCAGUAGGUACCAAACAGAGUGAAACAGGGAAGUAGCCUACUAUCUGAUGACAAAUCCUUGUGGAUAUUUUCCAUUGCUAAAUGUUUUGCUAUGUGUGCCUUAUAGUGAACACCACCCAGGUCACACAGUAUACAGUGCUUCUACAACACUAUGUGUCGCUGGUGUCUAAAGCCAGGCGAGCUGCAGGGUUUGGAACACACAGGUUAUUAUGGUCACUCACUAGUGCAAGACAUGAUAUGAAGUUCAAUUUGCUGAAAUGAGUACUGAAUCCUUACGCACCCCCUGGGCCUACUUCUAUUUUCAUAUUCCAAUUUUCAUAGGAUCCCUCUGAAUUGGUUGCAUUGCAAACAGUGCUAUAUUUGACGCCUGUACAGUAUUUGCUGUAUACCUUUCACCUUGUUAGACCUGCAUUGGACAUUUAUUUGGCAAACGAGAGAAGAACUCAUUUAAAGCUAACUAUGUCAGCAGAAAGGAGAGGGCUCCCAUUUCGCUGUGGAGGAGAGAAAGUGGUAGUGUUUGUCAUUGUGUAGGAAGCACAGUGUCAGCAGUAAGGAAGCUAAAUAAGGCUGAGGUUGGAGAUGGGAAUGCCAUGGCUAACGAAUAACAUUUCAACCUAGGGCUUUCUCAUUAUUGGUGGAAGAGAUAAACAAUGUCCAUGAGUCAGAUUUACAGUUAACCCUGGACUUACAGUAUAAACACAUCAUAUUGGACGUUAUUAAUAGACCAAUCGAAUUCUCAUAUUGGGGACUUAUUCAGACUUUCCCUGACGGUGCCUGAUACAGUAUUGUCCCUGACAUACUGUACUGCUCCUCUCCUCUCUUUCAGGGCUCACACGUGCUUCAACCGCCUGGACCUUCCCCCGUACCCCUCCUACACCAUGCUGUAUGAGAAACUGCUGAUCGCUGUGGAGGAGACCAGUACCUUUGGCCUGGAG